CUUUUGCAAACCCCGCACUUUUAUCUGAAUAUUACUACUUUGACGACCUUUAUAUGGCCCUCACAGUUACCAGCAUUAACGGUAUUAUCGGCGCAGAUACAUUGUCAAGAAUUCUGCAGAUCUUGUGCGAUGGGCUCUUAGACCGAGGGUUGUGUCUAAACCCGCUGCUGUCCCGAGUGGCAUUUGUUGCUGCUGAGACACAAAAGUGCUAUACACAUAUGGGUGGUACUGCGCACCCAAGCCAUGUUCAGGUUUCUGGUCUAGGAAAACAUAGUUGGUCGUCCAAUAUCCCUUACAUACUGCACAACACCAUGGCCGAGUGCACAGUAGAGCUCAGAAUUAUCGGCGACAGCUGCUCACCAGUAUCAAGUGUGCUUGGGAUUCUGGAGCAGACUGGAUUUAGCAGAGGCAGGUGGGAAAAUUUGCAUGCGCUGACGUUCAUGGGGUCGUUCUACGACAGCCCAGACAUGCAGAUCAGAUCUGAGGAACCGAUCUGUGAAUACAUAACCAAAGUCGCAAGCGGUAUCACCGAGAUUGAUUUUGGAGACAGUACUGGGAACGACCUGUUCGUUGGCCUGCGUGAGCUGGUUCAGCAGUCCUACGCACCGAAACUGCACUCUCUUUCGCUGCAUAGCUGGUCCCCUAUCCAGAGCAUCACUGCUUUCUCCAAAAGCCUAUCUAAAAUUGAUGUCGAUUCGCUCAUAUUAAACUAUGCACCCCGACAGCCCCUGUUUCCAUCAAGCCAGCUAACAUAUCUAAAGAUCCGAAACUUUAACCGGGAUCCUGUCUGGGAUUACUUUGAUGCCGAUGCCCAGGGUGCCAUACACUUCACGAAUCUGAGGAAACUCGAUAUCCAAUAUGAGGACGGCACACCCAAGAAGCAGCUCGUUUCUGUGGAUGGUUUAAAUAUUCAGUUUCCUAGCCUCAUGGUCCUGCGCGUGGAGAACUCGGCAAAGUUGUUCCAAAACUCCCCUAUUAGGAUUUUGCAGUGCAUCGACGGGCCCGUGCAGCUAGGCUCCAUCGAUCCUCAGGUAAUCCGGUCGGCCGACAGAAUCAGCAUGGUUGUCACCAAGAAUGGCGCUGGCAUCGCUAGUGAUGCCUUCCAGCGGGUUGUGUCGGUGAGGUCGCCAAUCUCUGUAGCACGACUAAGUAUUAAUGCGGUCAUGGAGUGGCCGAAUCUUCGGUAUCUGUUCUUGACACUCGACCGGAUCCGGCUUGUUGAGUUCCAAGCGUUGCUGGCCAGACUUCCACGGCUGUGGCACCUUGGCCUAUGGUGCGAGUCGCGGCGGCCGUUUGCCUACAGGUCCACAUUCUUGAAUGCGUCGAUAACAGCGCGGUCGAAGAUGUUCAGCAGCAGCAUCCAGGAGCUCACGCUCGGUGACUAUAUGCUGCUGGAGCGGUUUGCGCAAAGGUUGCCCUCCAAAGAGAACCUUCCCAUGGUCGUGGUUGAGUGUUUGGAGCAUUAUGAUGAGUGCAUAGAGUGCUAAUAAAUGCUCGUUCAGCCAUGCCAAAUAGGUGUAUAUGAAUGCAUGUGCAGAUGCUAACAUGGCGGUUGCUCAUAAGGGGCUGCAGGCUGUUGUGCAAGUGGUGGGUUGCUGGCAAAAGUAGGCGUGGUUCUUGAAGAUUCCUGGUAUCAAGAGUGUCGAGGAUUCCAAUCAAAGGAUUGGUGGUGCCACUGACAAGUCCCACGAAAAUGGCCACUCAGCAUUGCCUGCAAAAAGCUACUGGCAAUAGUUCUUUGCUGCCAAUGGCGAAUUUGGAAAAUGUGUCCAUUAUGUUGGCGUUCGGUCCAGUGUCCAAAUAGGACCCCCUGCCAAAGACACCAAAACGGAUGUGAUGAGACAAUUCCACAAGUAAA
Linderina pennispora is the source of this 1858-nucleotide messenger RNA. RefSeq lists its product as uncharacterized. Bases 54 to 1487 code for a protein of 477 amino acids. The transcript has 7 exons. The record is from RefSeq and is a predicted model, not a curated record. Lineage: Eukaryota; Fungi; Kickxellomycota; Kickxellomycetes; Kickxellales; Kickxellaceae.